AUGGCUGCUUUCGGCGCCGCCACCAGCAAGUUUGGCUUGGUUGCCAUUGGAUGUAAGAACGGCACGGUGCAACUGUUCCGGGCCCAGGACCUUCUCCAAGAAAAGCAGACGCCUGUGACACUCAAUGCAGCUGAGGAGCCCGGGCAAGGCACCCAGGAGGUGACGUCCCUGGAGUUUUUGGAACAGGGGAGCCGGGUCGUGCUCUUUGCCUGCACUUCGAAUGCCGUUUGCUCCUGGCAAGUCUGCGAUCAAAAUGGUGGCAAUCAGGAGCUUCGACUGUUGAAUGCAGAUUCGACUGGGGGUGCUCCGGCCGGCUGCACUUGCAUAUUCCCCGGAAUGAAUGCAUUGCUUGUGGCAAAAGCAGAUGCAGUUUUUGCUUACGAUCCACAAGAGGGCAACAUGUCAGCGAUGCCUCUGGAUGGCGAGAAAGUGAUCUUGAAGCGCUUCAAGUCAUACUUCGCUGUCGUAACGGCUGAUAGUGCUGCUCUGCCGGCAUUCUCAUCGACGCCAUCAUCGAUGCCGAAGCAGACGGUGACAAUAGUCUUGGUGCAGAAGGGCAUGCGCUUCAUAGCCUUCACCAGCCAGUUCACUGAUGUGACAGACGUCGUAAUCGGCCUGGGCCGCGUGUUCGUCCUGUCCCGUGGCGGUGCGGACGGCAACAGCGUCCUCUUCGAACUUCGGGAGAAGCCACUGGAAGAGCGACUAGAUGUGCUCGUGAGGAAGCGCAUGUUCGAGUGGGCUGCAGAGGUGGCCUUGUCUUGCAGUGCCGCACCAGAGGUGACUGCCGACAUCUACCGGCAGCACGGCGACGCCCUCUUCGAAAAGAGAGCGUAUGAUCAGGCUUUGGGCGUCUACGUGAAGACCGUGGAGUUGGGCCUUCCACUGGAGCCAUCUUAUGUCGUGGAGAGAUACCUGGAUGCCCAGAGAAUCGGCCAUGUGGCACAAUACCUCAAGAAGCUGCACGAGAAGGACAUGGCUGAACCGGAGCACACGGCGCUGCUUCUCAAAUGCUAUACCAAGCUCAAGGAUUUCACCACGCUGGAGGAGUUUCUGAAAACCACACCACCUUCUCAGUACGACCAUGCGACCGCCAUCGAGGUGUUGGAGUCGGCAGCAUACCACGGCCUGGCUGCAGAGGUGGCUCAAAAGGUGGGCAGUCAUGACGACUUUGUGCGAAUCUCUUUGGAGCAGUUCAAAAACUACGGCACAACGGUCCAGUUUUUGCACUCCUUACCACGCGUCGAGGCAGGAAGAAUACUGCUCAACUAUGGGCGGACGCUCAUGCGCCACGCACCUAAGGAGACCGUGAAGCUAAUUCGCCACGUGUGCAACCUUCGUGGCCAGCCGAUGGAUGGCCAGGCACUCCAAGCUGAGAGCCAAGGUCCGACUGUUGACGAGCUGUUGCCGGUGUUUGCCGACGACCUGCAGCAGCUUGAGGUCUUCCUCCGCUCCGUCUUGGUGGAUGAUGGCUGCCAGCUGCCGCAAGCCCAGGCAGAGCGGCUGUUUCCGACACUCCUGGAGUUGUUGGUGAAGUCGCACAGCUCUCUGCUCGCAGAUGGAAACAUCCCUGCCGAGAAGCAGGAGAUGGCCAGCUGCAUAGCGGCAGACAUCAUGCGGCUCAUCCGGCAGUAUCCCAGCGAUGCUGCUUUAGCCAACACCUUGAUGGUCUGCCAGGCUUUCGGCUUUGUGGACGGCUUCUUCCAUGCUGCGGAGAGAUUGCACCGACACCAGCUCCUGAUGCAAUGGUGCUUUGAGCACAAGGAUGCAAAGCGUCUCCUGGAAGUCUGCAAGCGAUACGGUCCGGCUGACCAAAGUCUCUGGGUGCAGGCGCUAUCCUUCUUGGCCUCCCCGGAGAGCGGAGGAGGGCACCUCGAGGAGAUGGGCGAAGUUCUGCGGCACAUCGAGGACAGUGAUCUCAUGCCACUUCUGCUCGUCAUCGAGACCCUCCGCUCCAGCAACGAGGUGACCAUCGGUGACGUCCGUCCAUACUUGCAGGCCCAGUAUCGUCGGCUUGUCGAGUCUGCGGAGACGUCCCGGGCUAAAUCGACUCAGGAUCGUCAGGAGAUUGCUCGCAUGCAGCAGGAGAUCGUCCAGCUCCGAACGCAGGCCAAAGAAUUCCAGAACACUCGAUGCUUCCAGUGUGGUUUGACUCUGGAAGUCCCUGCGGUGCACUUCUUCUGUGGUCAUUCGUAUCACGCUUACUGCGUGCCGCCGGAUGGCACCUGUCCGAAGUGCUCUUCGGGAGCUCUUCCGAAGCUUUCACUAAAGGAGCAGCGAGAAGCUCAGGCAAGAAAUGCGGAGGACUUCUUCAAGUACCUUCAGGGUGGAGCCGGUGACCGCGGCAUACAGGCGAUGGGAGAGUGGUGUAAGUUUGGGGCGUUCGACGCCAGCGUGGCCAGCAUGGAUCUGGAGGACGAGGAGGAUUGA
Symbiodinium sp. CCMP2456 is the source of this 2427-nucleotide messenger RNA. NCBI's taxonomy places the organism in Eukaryota, Dinophyceae, Suessiales, Symbiodiniaceae. The record is from the annotation of a GenBank genome assembly.